GCGCUGCAGGACUUUUAUUUUGACAGCUGGUUUCCAACUGUAACGCCAUUGGCUCCUGAGCUGCAGUAGAGUGAUGUGAUUGGCUGAUGAGCGGAGUUCCGGGGUCCCGGAGCUGCGGGUCUUUAGUGCAGAAACAGCAGCAGCAGCAGACUGUUGGAGGUUCAGGUGAUUCAGGGCUGUUGAUUGGAUGUGAUCAGAUCAGGUGAAUAAUGGAAGGGUGCUGCAGGUUUCCCCCGGUCUCCAGUAAAGUGGAGCAGCAGAAGAUCCAGCUCUGAUCAGCAGCAGCUCCACACCUCUGUACUCAGACUGAUCUGCUGGAGGAACACCAUCAGCUCACCUGCUGCAGAAAUGAAAACCACCCUGUUCAAGGUGUUCUCCUGCUCCAGGUGUCAUCUGUCUUAUCUGGAUAAAAUUUAGCUUCACAAACACAGAUUUUACGAAAAUAUUAAGCUGCUGAACGAAGGGGAGAACAUGGAAUCCAGAGAAAUCUCCAAUACUCAGCCAACAUCCUCUCCUACACCUAGCAGACAAAUGCAGAACAGUACAGAUAAGAAGCAAAGUUUCCGCUGUUCAGACUGUGGAAAAAGUUUUACCCGACAGGAUAAUCUCCAGCGCCACCAAAGCAUUCACACUGGAGAGAAACCGUAUCCCUGCUCAGAGUGUGGGAGUCGUUUUAGUCAAAGUCGCCACCUCCAGCGCCACCAGCGUGUUCACACUGGAGAGAAACCGUAUUACUGUCCGGUCUGUGGUAAGAGUUUUACUGCAGGGAGUACUCUCAAAGAGCACCAGCGCAUUCACACUGGAGAAAAACUGUGUCAGUGUUCAGACUGUGGGAAGAGGUUUUAUCAAAUGGGUAGUCUCCAGCGCCACCAGCUCAUUCACACAGGAGGGAAACCGUAUUAUUGUUUAGAGUGUGGGACUAGUUUUACUAAACACACUCAUUUUAAAACGCACCAGCGUGUUCACACAGGAGAGAAGCUAUAUCACUGUUCAGACUGUGGGAAAAGUUUUAUGCAGCUGAGUACUCUCAAGCGACAUCAGCGCGUUCACACUGGUGAGAAACCAUUUCACUGUUCAGACUGUGGGAGGAGUUUUACUCAGCAGAUUACUCUCCAACAGCACCAGCACAUUCACACAGGAGAGAAACCGUAUCACUGCUCAGACUGUGAAAUGAGAUUCAAUCAACUGAAUCAUCUCAAAUCACACCAGCGCAUUCACACAGGAGAGAAACCGUAUUUCUGCUCAGAAUGUGGGAGGAGUUUUACUCAACAGGGUGCUCUCCAAAGACACCAGCGCAUUCACACUGGAGAAAAACCAUAUUACUGUUCAGACUGUGGAAAACAUUUCAGAAACCAGAGUAAUUUUGAAACACACCAGUACAUUCACACUGGAGCGAAACCAUAUUACUGCUCAGAGUGUGGGAAGAGUUUUAAUCAACAGAAUAAUCUCAUACGACACCAGCGCAUUCACACUGGAGAGAAACCGUAUUACUGUCCGGACUGUGGGAAGAGUUUUAACCAGCAGGGUGCUCUACAAAGACACCAGCAUAUGCACACCGGAGACGAUGUGGCUAAAACUGAAAACAUACGUGAAUAGAAUGGCAUGAUGAACACAAUGUGAUUCAUUUACCUUGAAAGUCUGUCUUUUGUUGCGAUUUAAUAUACGUAAUGUAAUUGUUUGUAAGUGGUACUCAUUGGGGUAUGCAAAUUCAUAGCUUAAAUAUUCUUACUGGUAUUUGUAGAAGGUACUAUAUAUUCAGCUGAAUUUAAACCUUGAUAAAACACAGUGGAUCAACACCAGCAGAUGACAUGUCUCUCCAAACCAUCACUGAUCAUCAAUACAUUUUACAUUUCAUUUGUUAAUCAAGGGAUCAGAGUCUGGAGGAAGAGUGGAGAGACACACAGUCCAAACUGCUCGAGGUCUAGUGUGAAGUUUCCACCAAUCAGUGAUGGUUUGGAGAGACAUGCCUGUCAUCUGCUGGUGUUGAUCCACUGUGUUUUAUUAUCAAGUCUAAAGUCGGUGCAGUUUAGUUUUCCCACAAAAUCUUACAGCACUUCAUAUCUUACAGCUUCCCUCUGCUGAGAACAACUUUUAUGGAGAUGCGGAUUUCAUUUUCCAGCAGGAAUCUUUUUAACUUUGUGAAACUGACAACAAUGUACUUUGUCCUGUACCAUAUAAUACAGUUUUUCCCCAUUUGCUUCUGCUCAAA
Molecule: messenger RNA, 2209 nt
Organism: Astyanax mexicanus (Mexican tetra)
Lineage: Eukaryota; Metazoa; Chordata; Actinopteri; Characiformes; Acestrorhamphidae
Product: zinc finger protein OZF-like
Exons: 3
Coding region: 472-1596 (374 amino acids)
Biological process (GO): negative regulation of transcription by RNA polymerase II
Molecular function (GO): DNA-binding transcription repressor activity, RNA polymerase II-specific
Source: RefSeq, a predicted model, not a curated record